Molecule: messenger RNA, 762 nt
Organism: Rangifer tarandus platyrhynchus (Svalbard reindeer)
Lineage: Eukaryota; Metazoa; Chordata; Mammalia; Artiodactyla; Cervidae
Source: the annotation of a GenBank genome assembly
AUGUGGUCAGUGGCACAAGAAAAUGGCUCGAGCCCUGCUCUGCGGACGGUGCCCAGCACGUCCGCCUCCAAGGCCACCUCGGAGAAGGAGAAGCGCCCUCUCAGGCCGGAGGCACCCCGACAAAGCUGGCGCGCGGCCUCCCGUGCACUUCCGCAGAUAAGAUUUAACGUGAAAAGCCAGUUCAACGCGGCGGAGAAUCGGCUGGAUGAGCUUUCCCUUUCCCCUCAGCUGCCUCCUGCUCUUGGCAUUUCGGAGUGCCCAGACCGCCAGGCUGGUAACUUGAGCCUCCAAAUUAAUCAAAACACAACAGCACCCAGUUCAAGCCCAGGCAGACAAGACUGGAGCCAGACAAGCUCUCCUCCCGUGACCCCCGGGCCCAACUCCCCAGCCCCGCCCGCCCGCUCGCCGGUGCGCCCCACCCCGGGAUGCCGCGCACGCUUCCUCCGCCGCCCGCGCCCCCAGCCGGUGGCCCGGACCCUGGGCCCCGGAUCGUCCAGACCCGGUCAUGGUCUCCUUACCUCGUGGGGACACCCGCCGCCCCGGGGAGCUGCCGCGGCGCCCGCCGGCGCGGCGCGCACCUCCCGCAGCGCCCAAUUCCACGCGCCACUCGGCCACCGGUUCACCGCGCUCUCACCGCCGCUGCGUCCGGCGGCGGCCGGAUGGAGGCGGGUUGAGAAGGGGAAAGUGGCUAGACGGCACCGCCGGGGAACCCGGAGCCAGCGGGGCCACCCGAGUGCCCACCCCGGCGCGCCUCCCGCUUAA